UUUUCUUCCUUAAACCAAACUUAUAUACCCCCUCAAGCUACAUCUUGAUUCUUCCAAUUGCCCGUGUACCUAAUACUGUUCGCCCAUCAUGGCCUUCACCACCAACGCAACCAUCACCAGCUUCGGUGGUCGCUUUCUCAAGCUCACUCAUCAAUCCUCCGUCACGGGAACUCCCAUGAACGCGACCCUCUACCUCCCCCCUUCAGCCUCAGCCUCUAAGCCCGCUCCCCUCCUCAUCUACCUCUCGGGCCUCACCUGCUCCCCCGACAAUGUCACCGAGAAGGGCUUCCUGCACGCCCACGCCUCUAGCCUCGGCCUCGCUCUCCUCUACCCAGACACCUCCCCCCGAGGUCUCGAUCUCCCCGGUGAGCACGACUCGUGGGACUUUGGCAGCGCGGCUGGCUUCUACAUCGAUGCCACCAAGGACCCUUGGAGCAAGAACUACAACAUGGAGUCUUACGUCUCCAAGGAGCUGCACGACCUCGUCUUCCAAGAGUUCAAGGAGCUCGACUCCUCUCGCGUGUCCAUCUCGGGCCACUCGAUGGGUGGCCACGGAGCCUUGACCCUCUUCCUCAAGAACCCGGGCAAGUACAAGAGCGUCAGCGCCUGGGCCCCCAUCUCCAACCCUUCCAAGUGUCCCUGGGGUGACAAGGCCUUCUCGGGCUACUUCGGUGACGACAAGGAGGAAUGGAAGAAGCACGACGCCACCGAGCUCGUCAAGAGCUGGAAGGGUCACUUCCCCGCUCUGAUUGACGUGGGUACCGCCGACAACUUUUACAAGGCGGGCCAGCUUCUCCCCGAGAACCUCGAAAAGGCCGUCAAGGAAGCUGGCAUUGAAGGUCUCAACGUCCGCUACCGAGAUGGCUACGACCACUCGUACUUCUUCAUCUCCACCUUUGGCGAGGACCACGUCAAGCACGCCGCCAAGGCCCUCGGUCUUUUGUGACUACCACGCAGUGCGCUGUAAAACGGUGAAAGACACGAAAGCGACAUGUUGAAAUAUCAGUUAAAUUUUUAUUUGCGGCGCCGCCUUGGGGUAAAGCCCCUGUGAGCAGGGUGUAUAUGUACCAGUCGAGACAAGUUCUCGACAGCAUCAGCCAUGUCUAACUACACCAUGGCACGAGAUUCUAUUUGAGAUAAGGGGAUAUCUUUCUCCCCCUUCAAACUUGAUGAAUCCAAAAAAGCAAGUGAAACAAACAAACAAAACAAUGU
Messenger RNA from Fusarium vanettenii 77-13-4, 1212 nucleotides. Its product is annotated as carbohydrate esterase family 1. Bases 89 to 946 code for a protein of 285 amino acids. Lineage: Eukaryota; Fungi; Ascomycota; Sordariomycetes; Hypocreales; Nectriaceae. The transcript has 3 exons. Gene Ontology annotation, cellular component: cytosol. Gene Ontology annotation, biological process: formaldehyde catabolic process. Gene Ontology annotation, molecular function: S-formylglutathione hydrolase activity. The record is from RefSeq and is a predicted model, not a curated record.